UCUGCUGGUCUUAUGAAAAAUAUUAAUGAAAGAAGAACUCUAAUUGGUUAUCAUAAUGCUUGGACCGAAAACUGCAAAGCAAACCAUCUUGUAUCAAUCGGUUAUUUUAUGGAUAAGCUAUGCUCAUUGGCCGGAAUUUGUGCAAAGUUAGUUGACUUUUUAAUUUAUAAGUUUAUGUGCCUGUAA
Molecule: messenger RNA, 186 nt
Organism: Nematocida ausubeli
Lineage: Eukaryota; Fungi; Microsporidia
Exons: 1
Source: RefSeq, a predicted model, not a curated record